Messenger RNA from Rhodofomes roseus, 585 nucleotides. RefSeq lists its product as uncharacterized. The record is from RefSeq and is a predicted model, not a curated record. NCBI's taxonomy places the organism in Eukaryota, Fungi, Basidiomycota, Agaricomycetes, Polyporales, Fomitopsidaceae. The transcript is spliced from 3 exons. The annotation marks the transcript as partial.
CUGGCCGCCUGCCUCGAACCGGAUGUCAUACAGACAUUGGACACAGCGCAGAGUGGCGGCAGCCACGUCUUCAAAGUGCUGCACUUCACAUGGUAUAAUCGCCAUUGUACGACGGGAGAGGGCUCACCAGAUGACGUACCACCUAGCAACCUCAAGAGAACCGGCGGUCUCAAGACUAACUACCACCAGUUCAUACCGUACCCAUCCAAGGAUAUGACAAACUCGACCAACCAAUCGAUCUACCAGUCCAUGAAACAAAUUCUGGCCCCUCUGUUCGACUGGUUGGAUUUAAAGGUGAGUUGCUUAACCAUUAAGGAGUUAGUAAUGCUGAGAUCCUACGUCAGGGUGUUGCCUGGAAACAACCGACCGCUCGCCUCUCCUUUCCUAGGAUUGGUCGUCAAUAUGAAUGUCACCACGGCAGCACACAGAGACGGCAAGGACGACGGUAUUUGCCUUGUCCUUGCCAUCGGUGACUUUGAAGGCGGUGAACUCGUUCUCUACGAGCCCGGACUCAUUGUACCUCUAUGGAACGGCGACUUCAUUUUAUUCCCUUCCUGUGAUCUGACGCACUUCAACCUACACUAC